AUGGCAAGCUCCAAGGCAUCCAGAGAUGCGGCGCCCUCCGCAUCAAACGGCGUCUCCAAGACCACGAUAUCUAUCGCCGGUCUCGCACUUGACAUAUUCGGUCUAUCUGAGCUGAUUCCCGUUCAGACGAAUGUCUCGUGUCUCUGGCUACAUCACGGCCGGACGCGGCGGAAGGAGGACAUGGCCGAAGUCGCGGAGCGGAUGGUGUCCAGCUUCAACCAGCAGCUCGGCAGGGGUGGCAACAGCAACAACGGCGAUACCGAGAGCCACAGACGGGGCCUCAUCGUCGUGACCUUUGACCAGCGGAAUCACGGCACGCGCCAGACGGACAAGCUGGCCAACAGCACGUGGCGGUCCGGAAACACGCGGCACGCGCAGGACAUGUUCGCCACGGUCACCGGCACCGUCGUGGACACGAUGCAUCUGAUGGACGUGCUCGAGGGGUACCUGUGGCUUGAAGACACAGCAGCACCAGAAGCAGGAGCAGCAGCAACGGCAAAUGCGAGGAAGACGAUCGACCAGCACCUCGUGCUAGGAGUCAGCCUCGGCGGGCACUGCGCGUGGCAGCUGCUUUUUGAGGACCCGCGGAUUACGGCCGGCGUGGUGGUCAUCGGGUGCCCGGAUUACAUGCGCCUCAUGACGAAUCGGGCCAAAGGCUCAAAGCUGCCCACUUUCCAAUCCCACGACGGCGGCGCCUCGUUCCUGGGCAGCAAGGACUUCCCGCCUGCUCUCGUCGCUGCAGCGAAGAGGUGGGACCCGAAAGCCCGUCUGUUCGGCACGGACGCCAUCCCGCCGGCAGGAGCCCGGCCUGAAGAGGUGCACUCUCUGCUGGACAGGACGAUCCGUGGGAAGAGGAUCCAAAUCUUAUCUGGUGGCAAGGAUAAGCUGGUCCCGUACGCGGUGGCCAAGCCGUUCUUGGACUUCUUCAAAGACGCUGUCGGGGCGUGGUACAAGCACGACGAGGUAUAUGUCGAGGACAAUGUGUAUCCAGAGGCUGGGCACGAGUUUAGCGAGGAGAUGAAGGAGGAUGCGGUACGGUUUGUGCUGGAUUCUGUGGGGAAGGCUGAUGGCGCUACGGGACAGCAACAGGAGAAGCAACAGAUUGCUUUGCCAAAAAUGUAA
This is a messenger RNA of Microdochium trichocladiopsis, 1122 nucleotides long. RefSeq lists its product as uncharacterized. NCBI's taxonomy places the organism in Eukaryota, Fungi, Ascomycota, Sordariomycetes, Xylariales, Microdochiaceae. Bases 1 to 1122 code for a protein of 373 amino acids. The transcript has 2 exons. The record is from RefSeq and is a predicted model, not a curated record.